This is a messenger RNA of Amphiprion ocellaris (clown anemonefish), 2080 nucleotides long. RefSeq names its product ubiquitin specific peptidase 12a (gene usp12a). Gene Ontology annotation, molecular function: cysteine-type deubiquitinase activity; cysteine-type endopeptidase activity. Gene Ontology annotation, biological process: protein deubiquitination. NCBI's taxonomy places the organism in Eukaryota, Metazoa, Chordata, Actinopteri, Pomacentridae. The transcript has 9 exons. Bases 208 to 1326 code for a protein of 372 amino acids. Gene Ontology annotation, cellular component: cytosol; nucleus. The record is from RefSeq and is a predicted model, not a curated record.
AAGUGCGAAAGAGCCAAAAACGCUGCGUUUUUUUCACCGUCCGUGAUUGAAGCGAAAACGGAAGUGAGCCGCAGUGAACGCUCUCGUGCUCCUGAGCCGUUGGACCUUCCGUCGCGAGCUCAGCAGAAUCUCCUGCCUACCCUAACGCGGGGAGCCAGCCCAGUCUUGUCAGCGCACGGCGGUGUGGUGGAAGAUGGCGCUAGCCGAAUGGAAAUCCUAAUGACAGUCUCCAAAUUUGCCUCUUUUUGUACCAUGGGCGCCAAUGCCUCUGCUCUGGAGAAAGAGAUUGGAUCGGAGCAGUUUCCGGUCAAUGAGCACUACUUUGGCCUGGUCAAUUUUGGGAACACCUGCUACUGUAACUCGGUGCUGCAGGCCCUGUACUUCUGCCGACCGUUCCGGGAGAAGAUCUUGGCGUACCGCAGUCAGCCUCGGCGGAAGGAGAACCUGCUCACCUGCCUGGCCGACUUGUUCCACAGUAUUGCCAACCAGAAGAGGAAAGUGGGCGUCAUACCACCCAAGAAGUUUAUCACACGGCUACGCAAGGAGAAUGAGCUGUUUGAUAACUAUAUGCAGCAGGAUGCCCACGAGUUUCUGAACUACCUGCUCAACACCAUUGCUGAUCUGCUUCAAGAGGAGAGGAAGCAGGAGAAGACCAAUGGCCGCCUUGCCAACGGCACAUUGGACUCCCAGAACAAUAAUAGCAAUGCCACACCCGCUCCCACCUGGGUCCACGAAAUCUUCCAAGGCACUCUGACCAAUGAGACCCGCUGCCUCACCUGUGAAACGAUAAGCAGCAAAGAUGAAGACUUUCUGGACCUUUCUGUGGACGUAGAACAGAAUACCUCCAUCACACACUGCCUCAGAGGUUUCAGUAACACAGAGACUCUGUGCAGUGAGUACAAAUACUACUGUGAAGAAUGUAGAAGCAAGCAGGAGGCACACAAGAGGAUGCGUGUAAAGAAGCUGCCAAUGAUCCUGGCUCUGCACCUGAAGCGCUUUAAGUACAUGGAGCAGCUGCAGCGCUACACAAAGCUGUCCUAUCGCGUUGUCUUCCCCCUGGAGCUCCGCCUCUUCAACACCUCUGGGGAUGCCACCAAUCCUGAGAGGUUAUACGACCUGGUCGCCGUGGUGGUGCAUUGUGGGAGUGGUCCAAACAGGGGUCACUACAUUGCCAUUGUUAAAAGUCAUGACUUCUGGUUGCUGUUUGAUGAUGAUAUUGUGGAGAAAAUUGAUGCACAGGCCAUAGAGGAAUUCUACGGCCUCACUUCUGAAAUCUCCAAGAACUCUGAGUCGGGCUACAUCCUCUUUUACCAGUCCAGAGACUAAAUGCAGACCCUGGUGCUUGACCACAUAAACCAGGAGAAAUGCUCGGUUCCCUCUUUGUGGGGAGCAGCAGACUGCAGACACACCACAGCAGCUCGCACGGUGUCAUACCUGGCCGCACAGCUGUAAUUCAUACCUGUGCUUUUACGCACUCACCGCUGCAGCUCAGCCGUGGAAGUUUCCCCUCUACGUACCAGCCGACCCCCGCUGGCCUCCAUGUGCCCCCUGCCCCCUCAUCCACCGCUGCUGCUGCAAGGACAAUGAGACGAUAAUGAAUGAAAACUGUCAAGAUUGUUUUUAAAAAGACGUUGAAUGAGGGUUGUACAGAUGUGGGUUGGUUGUAUGAGUGGCGUUCUAGUUUUUGCCUUGGGUGUAGGGUGAAUGGGUAUUUAAUAAUUCAUAUGAUGUUAUAUUGGCCUGGUGUCUUCACCUCCCACCAUGUUAUUCUGAACUGGGGAUGGAUCAUGUUUUUUGAUCAUGGAUGUAAAGAGGAUGGGGAGGCAGAGGGGGUGUCCUUACAGGGCACACUGGGCUGUGUAUUUCUACAGUGUACAGAAUGGUAUUUGUAUAAAUAUUACAAGAAGAUAAUAUCAUUGGAAAAUGUUAGACCUUGAGAAGAUGUAUUAACACUAUGGUGCACUUUUGAUACUGUUUUGUAGGUGUUGGCAAGCUUAAUGUGAGGGUUUGCUUGAAAAGGCCUGUUGUGAAGCGAUCAUUUUCUGUUUUAAAGAAAAAGAAAUAAAGCCAGUAAGAUUGA